AUGUACGUCACCCUGUUGGCCCGUGCUCCUCGGAGCACGGUUACCGGCGGCUACCACGUGGAGCCGCUGCCCAGACUGCCCACCGGCUCUCGCCCCUCUGCUCCCAGUCCACGUCAGCGUCAGCCGCUGCCCAGACUGCCCACCGGCUCUCGCCCCUCUGCUCCCAGUUCCCGUCAGCGUCAGCCGCUGCCCAGACUGCCCACCGGCUCUCGCCCCUCUGCUCCCAGUCCCCGUCAGCGUCAGCCGCUGCCCAGACUGCCCACCGGCUCUCGCCCCUCUGCUCCCAGUCCCCGUCAGCGUCAGCCGCUGCCCAGACUGCCCACCGGCUCUCGCCCCUCUGCUCCCAGUCCCCGUCAGCGUCAGCCGCUGCCCAGACUGCCCACCGGCUCUCGCCCCUCUGCUCCCAGUCCCCGUCAGCGUCAGCCGCUGCCCAGACUGCCCACCGGCUCUCGCCCCUCUGCUCCCAGUCCCCGUCAUUGUCAGCCGCUGCCCAGACUGCCCACCGGCUCUCGCCCCUCUGCUCCCAGUCCCCGUCAUUGUCAGCCGCUGCCCAGACUGCCCACCGGCUCUCGCCCCUCUGCUCCCAGUCCCCGUCAGCGUCAGCCGCUGCCCAGACUGCCCACCGGCUCUCGCCCCUCUGCUCCCAGUCCCCGUCAUUGUCAGCCGCUGCCCAGACUGCCCACCGGCUCUCGCCCCUCUGCUCCCAGUCCCCGUCAGCGUCAGCCGCUGCCCAGACUGCCCACCGGCUCUCGCCCCUCUGCUCCCAGUCCCCGUCAGCGUCAGCCGCUGCCCAGACUGCCCACCGGCUCUCGCCCCUCAGCUCCCAGUCCCCGUCAGCGUCAGCCGCUGCCCAGACUGCCCACCGGCUCUCGCCCCUCUGCUCCCAGUCCCCGUCAGCGUCAGCCGCUGCCCAGACUGCCCACCGGCUCUCGCCCCUCUGCUCCCAGUCCCCGUCAGCGUCAGCCGCUGCCCAGACUGCCCACCGGCUCUCGCCCCUCAGCUCCCAGUCCCCGUCAGCGUCAGCCGCUGCCCAGACUGCCCACCGGCUCUCGCCCCUCUGCUCCCAGUCCCCGUCAUUGUCAGCCGCUGCCCAGACUGCCCACCGGCUCUCGCCCCUCUGCUCCCAGUCCCCGUCAGCGUCAGCCGCUGCCCAGACUGCCCACCGGCUCUCGCCCCUCUGCUCCCAGUCCCCGUCAGCGUCAGCCGCUGCCCAGACUGCCCACCGGCUCUCGCCCCUCUGCUCCCAGUCCCCGUCAUUGUCAGCCGCUGCCCAGACUGCCCACCGGCUCUCGCCCCUCUGCUCCCAGUCCCCGUCAUUGUCAGCCGCUGCCCAGACUGCCCACCGGCUCUCGCCCCUCUGCUCCCAGUCCCCGUCAGCGUCAGCCGCUGCCCAGACUGCCCACCGGCUCUCGCCCCUCUGCUCCCAGUCCCCGUCAGCGUCAGCCGCUGCCCAGACUGCCCACCGGCUCUCGCCCCUCUGCUCCCAGUCCCCGUCAUUGUCAGCCGCUGCCCAGACUGCCCACCGGCUCUCGCCCCUCUGCUCCCAGUCCCCGUCAGCGUCAGCCGCUGCCCAGACUGCCCACCGGCUCUCGCCCCUCUGCUCCCAGUCCCCGUCAGCGUCAGCCGCUGCCCAGACUGCCCACCGGCUCUCGCCCCUCUGCUCCCAGUCCCGGUCAGCGUCAGCCGCUGCCCAGACUGCCCACCGCCAGGCCGCUGCACGCACCUGGCGGAGCGCAACUGAAAACCCCACGGAAUCACCACUGA
Molecule: messenger RNA, 1764 nt
Organism: Amphibalanus amphitrite
Lineage: Eukaryota; Metazoa; Arthropoda; Thecostraca; Balanomorpha; Balanidae
Product: basic proline-rich protein-like
Exons: 3
Coding region: 1-1764 (587 amino acids)
Source: RefSeq, a predicted model, not a curated record